Trichoderma gamsii is the source of this 7830-nucleotide messenger RNA. RefSeq lists its product as hypothetical. NCBI's taxonomy places the organism in Eukaryota, Fungi, Ascomycota, Sordariomycetes, Hypocreales, Hypocreaceae. The coding region runs from base 1 to 7830 and encodes 2609 amino acids. Gene Ontology annotation, molecular function: protein binding. The record is from RefSeq and is a predicted model, not a curated record. The transcript is spliced from 5 exons.
AUGGCGACUCUUCCCACGCGAUACCGGUCGUCGACCUCGGCGUCGACCUCGGCCAACACCAACCCGAAAUACGUCCAAGUCCUGCAGACAUUGCUCGAUGAUCUUAUCCACGAACAGACAUCUCGAACCGGCGAUGGCUACCCCGAUAUCCCCAAGCUCGUCAAGGGUUUGCGAAACCUUGCCCAGCUGAUAGCUGCCCCUCCGGCGUCCAUGAACCAAGAUGCCUUUCGACUCGCGGGGGGGUUCGAGUGCGUGCUCGACGUGCUGCGUGGCUUUGCGGGCUACCACGAUCCGCGGAAGCGGAGCCAGGCUGAGAUGAUGUCAUUGUUCAAGCUGAUUGGAGCUUUCCUGAGCGUCUUGUCAGCUGCAUUUCGAGAUCACUCCGGCAAUAAACGGUUCUUCCGCUAUAGAGUUGCGGGAGGUGGAUGGGAAGCUCUGGAGCAGACCAUUGCGAGCAUUGGCUUGGGAGGCGCAGAGCCCGACGUCUGGGUUAGCUGCCAUGUAUUUGGCAAGCUUCUAGCUUUCUCGCUGGACGAUGAAGCCUUGGAUCUACUAUGCCAAUCUACUGCAAAGGCCUUACGAUCGGAAUCCGACACCGAAAACGAAACCGACCCCAAUAAGAACCAGACUGAUGCCCCUGACAACGAAGUUGAAGAUGGAGCCGACGAACAAUGGGAUCUUGUGCUUGCGCGCUCAGUUGGGAAUAUCGGACCAAGCGUGCGCGAGGUUGUCACUGCCAAGACGAUAAUACGUCACCCAGAGCUGCUCAGAGCUGUCGUGAGCUUCUGGCGAGCUAUCCCCAGGCCCGAGAAUUCGACCCCGAGCCCAACGUCCCUCAUUGUGCUAGAGACAAUCCUCAGUGCAGCAUCGGUCUCGAUAUACAACCGUGCCGCGAUCCAUUCCACUGGCGUUCUUUCGCAGUUCCUCGAGUCUGCCUUCUCGCCCCAAUCCAACCUGGCGCCGGCAGAACGUGAUAUCGUGUUGGCCCUAUGUCGAUCGCUCAUGUAUCUCGGGGUGAACCAGCCUGCAGAUGUUCAGUUUCUGUUGUCAGCACCAGGCCAGGAGGCGGCCAACUUUUUUCUAGAAAUGACCUCCAAAUACACCGGCCCUCCUUUUUUCCAGUUUGACUUAUCACUCCAUGGCCAUUCUUCCCUGGAGCUCCCUACCUUGGGCCGUUCAUUCCCUCCUCAAUCCUCGGCUGGAUAUACCUUUACAGCUUGGAUACGUGUCGACUCUUUCGACCCAACCGCGCAUACCACCAUCUUUGGAGUUUUUGACUCUUCGCAAACUUGUUUCGUACUCAUGUACUUGGAACGAGAUACCCACAACUUUAUUCUUCAGACCUCAGUCUUUUCCAACAAGCCCAGCGUGAGAUUCAAGUCUGUGACGUUUCAUGAGAAAGAAUGGUACCACAUUGCAGUUGUUCAUCGUCGACCAAAAACAAUGUCAGCCAGUAAAGCAUCUCUCUAUGUUAAUGGAGAGUUUACAGAGCAGAUUCGUUGCAAUUACCCGCAUAUGCCUCCAUUGGCAAAUGGAAGCACAGAAACAUUUGCUUCGUUCAACUCGAAUCACAACAAGCACAAUCCCGUCCAAGCGUUCCUCGGCACCCCUCGCGAUUUGUCCAACCAGAGCGGCCCUGGCCUUGUCUUUUCGAGAUGGUCAUUGGCAUCUGCCCAUCUAUUUGAAGAUGUUCUUAGCGAUGAUUACAUAGCGGUUCACCAUGCGCUCAGACCGCGCUACCAAGGCAACUUCCAAGACGCUCUAGGCGGCUUCCAGACCUAUGAGGCAUCAGCUCAACUGGGCUUGCGCAAUGAGAUUGUUCAUUCCGGUCAGGACGAGAAUUCUGAUAUUCUUAGGGCAGUGCGUGAUAAAGCAAGCUCGCUUUUGCCAGAGUCAAAGAUAUUGCUCGGUAUCCUCCCAUCUGCCACCUUUCCGGAAAACGUGCAGUAUAUCGACACAGGAGUGCUCCGAGCACUUCCUCGAUCAUCCACCCGUGAUCUUUUCCGCAUGUCAAGCAAGGAAGCAUCUCCACUCGCCAUCAACUGUGCGGUGCCAAGCCUCACGGAUGCAUUAUUCAGAAGCCAGGGGAUUGCUUCUUUUAGAGGUUCUCCAAUUGUGGCCGUCCCGUCAUACAUGGAUGAGAACCUCUGGCGUCUCGCCGGCUUCACACCAUUAGCCCUGAAGCUGUUAGAAAAAGCGACAACGGUUGAGGAAACUGUCCACGCCAUCGAGAUCAUGUUCCAUUGCAUCCGGAAAAAUUGGAGAAACAGUGAAGCCAUGGAGAGAGAUAAUGGAUAUAGCAUCCUGGGGAUGCUUUUACGCUUCAAGAUUGGAUAUGGUGGCUCUGGAACUGCCGGCGAAGCGCCAACGUUUCGUCUUUCGGUGUCUCACGAAGAACGUGAAAGCCUGGCGUUCCGCAUCCUAAGCCUGGUCUUGGGAUUUGUCGGAUAUAACCACUCCGAUCCCAUUGACUCUUUCAUCAUUAACCCCUUAGCAUACCGCAUCCUACUCAUCGACCUGGAUAUCUGGCGCAGAGCAGGGCCGCGCGUACAAGAGCUCUAUUAUAAGCAAUUCGUGACUUUUGCCGUUAACAGUAAACAUCAUGAUUUCAACAGUAGGAGGUUGAUUCGCAUGAGAAUUGUGAAACGACUAUUGGACGCCAUGAAAGGGGAGGCUAUUUCUGAAGAGGUCGUUCCGCAAUUCAUGGGGGCUUUCGAAGCCCUCGUCAGGUCCAAUUUGAGCCAAGAAGUUAUGAGAUCCUUGUCACUCUUCAUCACUUAUGCUUUUCAUUUGCCUACCUCCAUAGGCUCACGAACACCGCGACUGUCCUUGGCAACUUCAAGAUCCAGCACACCCGGCCCCUUCAAGAGCGGGGCCCGGGAUAGAAGUGAUAGCGGUGGUCUGGGCAGCGUUACUAGAACUGUUUCGAAAAAGCAACUUGGAACCAACGUCCUGAGUCUUUACUCCAGGAUUCUAUGCGAAAGAGGCAGCUUCAAUAAUAUCAAAAAGUUUGCCAAGACAGUAACCAAUAAGUGGUUGCUGUAUCUGCUUGCCGAUGAUGACUCUGAGACUGUCAUUCAUGGAUGCAAAAUCCUCGCUCGCCUUCUUGUUGUUCAUGGAUCUGCUUAUACAUCAAAGUUUGCCGGCAAAUCUGGCGGAUUUACGAUUAUGGCCAAUCGAUUAAAAAGAUUUUGGGACCUUCCUCCUCUAUGGACCAUAUGCUUUUGCAUAUUGUUUGGGCAGGAUGUGGCUGAUGUCAACCUUGAUAGCAGGGCUGAUUUCCAUACUCUGGCUGAAAAGUUUGACAAGCGCAAAGUUGUCUAUCCCGAGUCCCUGGUUAUCAUCACAUCAAUGCUUCAGCAUGGCCUCAAAGACGUAAUGAAGUACCAGGACGACCCAGAUUCUCCAGCUACCAGUCUUACACCAUCUCAUGGAUUACCUAGACCGUCUUCCGCUUAUGAGACAAGACCUAGAGCGAGCUCAGAUCUUGUCAGAGGUGCAGAACCUAGAUUCCCAAUGUCCCGAGAGAAAGUGGGUGCACACGCCGUAUUCCUUCAAAAUGCCAUCCAGGUCUUGCAAAAUCUCUACGAGCGGUCUUCCGAGUUUAGAGAUUUUGCUUUAUCAUCUGAGUGGAUUCGUUUGCUUUUAGCAGCUCUCUAUCCGGUCAUUGUUAGCGCCGAUGCAGUUACGCCGGACGUGGAACUGAACUCUCGAGACUCUGCUCUGACGUUUGAAGGCAACGACGUUAUUAUUAGGCCCAUGGGUGGUAGUUCUAUGCCAGCGCCCAUCGUUAGAACGACCAACAUUGACCUUGUGCCGUCACCGCAGUCAACGCCGCCAAAAGGGACACCUCUAAGACGAGCAUCGUCCUUUGUCCUUUUGACUGCUCAGAAAACCGUUCAAGAACCAAAAUUCUCUUCUCUUUUGGCAAAGCCUCUGCCUCAACAGCAAAAGAUUGUUAGUGGCGGCCUCGGCAAUGCUAUCUUAGAUGGGAUAACCGACUUGGUUAUGCGGGUUUUCUCGGACCAAAUUUUCGUCCGCAAAGAGUUUUCGGGCUUUGGUCUCUUCACCAAGAUGCCCCCUGGUUUCCAAGAGCAUCAGGCGUAUUUUGAGUCAUAUAUCUUGAAAAAGGCAAUUUCUGAGGUGACAAACAUGGUCCAGACGAAGCGUCAGGGGAUAUGCGAGCCUAGAAUUCUGACAAAUCUUGGCCGACUCUGCUCUCACCUCUGUGAAGCAAUCUUCGAAGGCUGGUUUCUGAAUGGUGCAGAAGCUAUGAUUGACUUCAACGGAAUGCUGCUGGAAUUUCUGCAACGGCCCGAGAUUGCGGCCUUGAAAAGCGUUCGUUUGUGCAGCCAAGCCAUAUCAACGAUUCGCAGCUGCUUGUUGCGGACGAUUCUGCUCAAGCUCUCAGAUUUGGACAAUCGACAAACGUCGGAGUCGGAGGCCAAAGAAUUCAUGGACAAGAUGGCUUACUGGCAAAUGUCUAUCCUGGAAUGUUUGGGGGCCGACGAUGAAUACCUAAAAUUGGUUUGGUAUCAACUUUACACGAAACUCAUUGACGAUAAGCCAUCGAUUCGUAUCGCUGCUGCCAAUUUCCUUCGCAUCGUUUUGGUACAAAAGCCCGAAGAAUCAGUCGCUUUGAUGCGCUGGUCUUCUGCACCGGAGCAGCGACAGAUCGUUCGCGAAUUUCAGAAGCUGACAGAAAUAGACGACGACGCAUUCGUUGUUUGGGUGGAUAAGCACAGGCCGGCGUUGGAUAUGCUCUUUUUCGGCGGCAUGGCAAAGACUUGGGAAGAUUUUGUCAGCGCAGAGAACCAUCGCACGUUUGAGUCUGCGAAAUCUCGUCUCAACAAACGCAAAGACAAGCUUAAAAUCUGGAAUAUGGAGGCAGCCGCGGCGGAGCAGACUCUUCUCAACCAUGAAAUUGGCAACAGCGCUUGGAUGAAGAGUAUCUACACUACAGAGUAUUUCAAAUACCAACGCCUGAUGCAAGAUCAGCAGGAUGACUUGGCCUUCCUCGCAGCAGGCUACAGGAAAAUGGAACGGGAUCUACAACGGCCUGGAGCGGUGUUUAGCGUGUCAACAGCACCGAAAUGGAAGUUGGAUCGCACGGAGGGACGAAACCGUAUGCGCCUGCGCCUCCUCCCUGACUAUCCUGUGGGCGAAGACAAGUAUCAGCCGAAAGCGAAAGGAAGCCAGUCAGCGACUCCUACGACUGGAUCUGCUUUGAGCACGACGCCAGUUUCACGGGAUCGAGCAGCCUCAGCAAGCCGGCCGCCAACGCGGUCUAGUACCUUGUUAGAUGGUGCCAACGACAGCGAUUUGACAUCUUUAUCCAUGGAGCCUGAAGUAACCUCAGAGAACCCUGAGCCUAUCCUCACAGCAGAGGACGAUUUUGAGCUCAUUGAUGAUCCCAAUGAGCGAAACGAAGGCGACGAGAACUUUGAAGAUAAAAAUCGCAAGGUCAGGCGGCGGCUGGAGCAUGGCGACCAGAUACAGGCCGCUUACAACAUAUCCCGAGUCACAGGUCUCGAGGCAUGUGAAGGCCUUUUGAUAGUAGGAAAGGACGCGCUCUACAUCAUGGAUAACGUGUUCCAGUGCGCCAAUGGCGAUAUUGUGAAUGUAUGGCAAGCACCGCAAGAAGAACGCGAUCCAUUCACCCAAGUCGUAACAGGCGCGAAGACGCUCGAAAAAAGACAAAAUGCCGGUGGCCGGGAACAAGAGUCGAGGCAUUGGAGAUGGCAAGAUGUUAUCAGCAUCUCCAAACGUCGGUUCCUGUUUCGAGACGUUGCCAUUGAAAUCUUCUUCACUGAUGGUCGGAGCUAUCUAUUUACCAACAUCUCUACCGCGGUCAGAGAUAACUUGUUUUCCAAGAUGCUAAAUAAAGCACCGCAUACCAGUGCGGCGCAUGCGCUUCCUAACCCGGAAGAUGCGUGGAGGUUCGACAUGCUCAAGGGGUUCGAGGAUUCUCCACAAGGCUUGGGAUCUAGGCUGGGAACUCUGUUCAAUGCAUCGCCAUGGACUUCCAUCAUGAAACGUUGGCAGAGAGGCGAAAUCUCCAACUUCCACUAUCUCAUGGUGGUAAAUACUAUGGCUGGACGGACCUUUAACGAUUUGACCCAAUAUCCCGUGUUCCCGUGGAUUCUCGCCGAUUACACCAGCGAGGAUCUUGACCUGGAAGACCCGAGAACAUUCCGCGACUUGUCGAAGCCCAUGGGUGCACAGACUCCCAACCGCAUUCAGGGCUUUAUUGACACGUUUAGUGCCCUCGAAGAGAUUGAACAGCCGCCGUUCCACUACGGCACCCAUUAUUCGUCUGCCAUGAUUGUAUCGUCUUACCUCAUCAGACUGCCGCCCUUUGUGCAAUCUUACCUACUUGUCCAGGGAGAUAGCUUUGAUCACGCAGACCGUUUGUUCCAGUCGAUUGGCGAUGCGUGGACUUCAUCAUCGUGUAACAACAAGACAGACGUCAGAGAGCUGAUUCCCGAGUUCUUUUGUCUACCCGAAUUCUUGACAAACAUCAAUGGCUACGAUUUUGGACGUCGCCAGAGCAAUGGUGCCCAGGUCAAUAAUGUCGAGCUUCCGCCCUGGGCCAAGGGCGAUCCUAAAAUCUUUAUUGCUAAGCAUCGCGAAGCGCUUGAGAGCCCCUAUGUGAGCGAGAACCUGCAUCAAUGGAUUGACUUGGUAUUUGGGUUUAAGCAGCGAGGCGAAGCAGCUGUGGAAAAUCUCAACGUUUUCCAUAACCUUUCAUAUGCGGGCUCGGUUGAUCUGGACCAGAUUAAAGAUACCAACGAGAGGGCUAUAUCUGCCGGUGUCAUUCACAAUUUCGGUCAAACGCCGCAUCAAGUGUUCCAAAAGCCGCAUCCGCCGCGAGAGCAAUUCAAAUCAUCCGUCAAGCGUCUGGAUACAGCCAUCUUCUCUCUGUCAUGCCUACCGAAUCCGCUGUUGGAAAGCCACGAGAGGGUCUCGUCGCUGAUAUAUGCGCCAAAACUGGACCGCCUGCUGUGUGCGUCGCCAUUCCGUCUUAAUCUCCCACCAUAUGACAAAUAUCUGGAAUGGGGAUAUGCAGAUAACAGUAUUCGUUUCUUCUUUGCUGACAAUCGCCGGCCGGCGGGUCUGUUUGAAAACCUCCACAUUGGCCAGAUUUCUUGCGCUUCCUUUGCUGACUCCAAGACGCUGAUCACCGCAGGAGAGGAUUGUGUGAUUUCGGUACACGCUCUGCAUACGGUGUCGGGAAAGCCUGUGGAGUUGUAUCUGAAAUCGAGCUUGUUCGGCCACAAGACUCCGGUGACUGCCAUUGCAGUGGGCAAGGCCUUUAGCACUUUUGUCACGGCUUCAUCGGAUGGCCAGGCUUUCUUGUGGGAUCUCAACCAGCUCUCUUUCAUCCGGAAGCUGCCUCUUGUGCGCCACGUGGAAUGUGCGCAGAUUCAUAAUGUAUCUGGCGACAUCAUGUUGUGCUCGGGGCCCAACGUGAUCCUAUACUCUCUAAACGGCGCUCUCAUUUUGGAACAGAAUGUAUGCUCCGACUCUGAAGAUUACGUCCACUCUUGCGCUUUUUACGAAGGCGCAGGAAACGAGUGGCUUGAGAAUUACCUCGUCUUUACGGGACAUCGCGGGGGCAUCGUCAAUGUGUGGCGCAAGAGCGCGGCAAGGGGGAAGUGGACUCUGGAGUUGUUGCGGCGUCUGGAUCAUAUCGAUUAUAAUAGCGAAAAGGGGGAGAAUACGAUGGCGGGGAUUACUUGUAUUAGCCCGAUGCCGACGUGUCUCUACACCGGGGAUGAUGAUGGGCGAGUGUAUGAGUGGAAUUUCGCGGGUAGCAGAGACAGGUAG